This is a messenger RNA of Prunus avium (sweet cherry), 494 nucleotides long. The record is from RefSeq and is a predicted model, not a curated record. NCBI's taxonomy places the organism in Eukaryota, Viridiplantae, Streptophyta, Magnoliopsida, Rosales, Rosaceae.
GUACUGUACAAGCACAAGAUUAUUGUUUUUGGAGGCUUCUAUGACACUCUUAGAGAAGUGAGGUACCAUAAUGAUCUCUAUGUAUUUGACCUUGAUCAGUUCAAGUGGCAAGAAAUAACUCCUAGGCCGGGUUCCAUGUGGCCAAGUGCCCGAAGCGGUUUUCAGUUUUUUGUGUACCAAGAUGAGAUUUUCUUAUAUGGUGGCUAUUCCAAAGAAGUUUCAUCUGAUAAAACUGGCUCUGAGAAAGGAGUUGUUCAUUCAGACUUGUGGUCUCUUGAUCCUAGGACUUGGGAAUGGAACAAGGUGAAAAAAAGCGGGAUGCCUCCUGGACCUCGAGCUGGGUUUUCUAUGUGUGUUCAUAAGAAGCGAGCUUUGUUCUUUGGGGGUGUGGUGGACAUGGAAGUUGGAGGUGAUGUAAUGAUGAGCUUGUUCUUGGACGAACUUUAUGGUUUCCAAUUAGACAACCAUCGCUGGUAAGCCUCAUCUGAGGUUUA